CAGCGGCGGAAUGGGCGGCUGCGGGUUCGACCAGGUCUCAGGAGGAGCCUACGGGGGUGGCACCCCACUCUCCAUGCUGCAGCUACCACCCUCCGCCCACGCCGAACUCAACGCACACCUGGGGUCCUCAGGGUCAUCCGGGGCGAGCUUCACGCUGGACGGCGGACAGGCGAGCGACGCGGGCGAGGCGGCCGAGCACGCUGAGGGGGAGGUAGGGUGGGUGUGCAAAUCUUGCCGCCUCGUAUUCCCCUCGCCCGCCCUCCUGGCCGCCCACCAACGCGCCCAUGAUCACACUCGCGGAGUUCUCAGGCUGACGCAGCUGCUGUACGCCUGUACUGCGUGCCGUCACCACGCCGCCACCCUGGCCGACUACCGCCGCCACCUGGACAGCGAACAACAUCGCAGCGCCGUGGUGAGCUCUGCAGGCAGCGCCGUGGUAGAGGACGCGGAGGUAGCGGCGGUAGUGCGACAGAUCACUGCCCUAGCACAGGCGGCGCACCCUGGCACUGAUACCAACGCCAACAUCAACAAGGACACUGCCUCCUCAACCCCUGGGCCACAGCCGGCCCCCAGCCAGUAGAGUGGAGCAUUUAUGGCCCACUGGGCCAUCUGGCUGCUACCUUCAGUGAUUAGCGCGGCCCCCGGGCCUUCUGGACCAGGCCUACCAUGGCCUGGGCCGCCUCGCCCCUCCUCGCAGGCCGGGCUUCGUGCCCUGCCCACUUAACGCCUCGCAGUAAACGCCCCCGCGGCGGCGCCCCACAAACUGUGUCGCGUGUCGCUGUGGCCUCGCCGCUCCUGUGUCCGUGUAGACGUUGUCGUGUUGUAGCUAGCGGUCACCAGGCGCCGCACACUGCCCCGCCCGCGCAGCCCUAACUACCAUGCCCACACGCCCCAUGCUGUUGCUCUGUAACCCGCAGGGCCUUUUCUGUGGCCGUACUGCACGUGUGAGGUGUGGGCGUGUCAGCAGGUGGUAGGCGCCGGCGGAAGCACUCAUUCAUACAAUCACUGAUCCUGUGGGUAAAUGGUUCCUAUCGUAGGUUUAUCGUGGCCAGUACUAUGUUCCUGUAGCGAUAGUGCGACCCUGUGCUGCCCGGGUUGACGGCCACUUCUUCACGUUGUCUUCGGCGACCCUGGGAACGGCUCCGGUCUCUCACCUCAAGGGAACGCAAUGAGCGGCGGAGGACUUAUGUUGUCAAGGUGAUAAUCCUGAGACCUUAGGAUAAGGAAACCUCGCAAGAUUCUUCAAGUAUAACCCCCUUACCAUCUGCACACUAGAUUCUCCUCCAUGGGAUACAUAUACACAAGUGCAUCUUGGAACUAUUAGAAAAAUUAUAUUAUUCACGUCCCCCACGUACAUGUAAGCCGUCAUCUUGUAUUGGGAGGGUUAUAUAACUAAAAUUACACCAGUUCACACAAAUAUCAGUGAUACCUAGUGCUGGUAUCAGAGAAUAGUAACUUUAAAUUUAGUUUUAUCUGAUACAGGCUCUUAUCUGUUCACUAAACGAAAAAAAAAUAACCUUUUUCAAGUGAUGCGGAAGGCUUAGACUCCGCUGACGACCUCAACGCAUGUACAGAACGGCUACAGGCUGAAGGGAGAGAUGAGCAGUGGGCAGAGAUCAGUAGGAGCAACAUUAAUUAGUGUACUAAUGCCAGGCUCUUGGCAUUUCUGGUGGGCACCUUGGUACUGCUAGCUGGCCUUCAGAGGUCCUCGAUGCUUACAUGUAAUGAAACAUUUCCGUAACUGUUAAUCAUUUUCUAAAGCCUUGUUGUGUGUGCCGGACUGGUCACCAGGGGCAGAUGAUAAAUUAUUAUUUUAUUAAGGAAACUUGCUUAAACUAAACCCGUAAAAUAAUAACGACAUUUGAUUCAUCUUGUGGUUUUCAAGUCUGAUAUUCUUGAACAAUUUCUUAAAUACAGUGCUACUAAAAUCCUUGGAUCAAUCAGCUUGUGUUAUGAAUCAGGGAAUGUGGGAUGAAACACUGGUCCAGAAGAAGUCUUCAUGUCUGGGAGAAACCUUGUAACAAAGGCUUGUCUAAAAUUGGCAUUGGCUCUCCCAAAUCUAAAUUAUUGUAAGUAAAAAAACUUCUAAAACAAAUUGGAAUUUAACAGUAUACAAAACAGAGUCUAAACUUGAUACUCGUAUGUGAGUAAUAAUUUUAUCAAAUCUUUCAAAUGUUACCUUUGAAAUGUUACUUUUGAAAUUGUUCAAGAUUGGAAGUUGGAUGCUAUUUUUUUUUUAAUAAUUAUAAACAAGGCAAAUUUAUUGAUGACGGGGAAGAGCAUCCUGGAGCCGAGGACGGGCAGCGGUAGCAGGGCGUCUGGCCUAUCACCGGGGUACUAUGAGUGUGCUAUUGUUGUGAUGGUUCGUGAAAGACCGGGUUAAAUGGGCACUGACACCGAUCACCCGCCAGCGGUAACCGCAUGCAAACUACCGAACUACCUCUCAAUUGUUAAGAAUCCUUAGACCGGUUCCAUAGUUCCUAUCAAUGGUUGUGAUGUGAUCGGCAAUUGUUAGUCUUUAAAUGGGGUUUGAUAAGGGUAAUUUUUUUUGUUAUUACUAUAGAUAGAAAUGAGAGUAAAUGCUAGAAGGCUCAACUCGCUGAUCCGUCACUUGCUAGAGGGAAAGGUCAAGAGCAAUACAAAGUGUAGCUGGAGGUGUGUGGUGGCUGGUCGACUCCUCGAGGGCCAAGGCCACUCACAGCACCAGACUACACACAUUCUGUGACCAAGUUCUCCAUAUAUAAUAAUUCCGUUAUCACAAAGCACUACAGAGUUGUAACACUAACCGUCAUGAGGAUCUAGUCUCCUCCAAUUGUCUUAGUCCGUAACAGUAGAUACGUGGCCUUAGGGUCUUAAUCAACAUACCAGUCCAGGGAAGGAAUUGGCUGUAGAUAAGGGCUAUGUACUGUAUCAGCAGUAUGUACUGUAGAUAGGUACUAUGUGAAAGUGUUGUAAUAUUUACCUCCCCAGGUGUACUGGUGUGCUGUUUAAAGAGCCACGAGGUCACGCCACUUAACACAUGUUUUCAAAGUACUACAGACUGCCUGGGGACGCUGGACUAGCAGCCUGACACACACCUCUUGGUCACACAGGCAUUUGUGAAACCUUGCAAGUUUAUCAUGAUUUACGGUAAUCCUGGGCUAUGACUUCCCAGAGAUUAUAAUGGAUUAUGGUGUUGAGGGUGUGAAACGCCUUAGAAAUCAUUCAGUAUAGUCAGUAUUUCCAACCUUGUAUUUUACUAAACAAUUCAAUUAUUAGCCUUGAAUUACCUGUGAUUUCUCAGGUUGAUGUUGGUUUAAAGUUGAAACGUAAUAGUUCCCCUUGUGAUCUAAAUCUAGGGGAAGUGAUAAAGCAGCCAUGGGUAGUGUGUCAGGUGAGGCCCGGUGCUACCCAUGAGCGCAGGUGCGCCCAGUACCCUGCGCAGGUGCGGCUGGGCUGUGCACGGGCGGUGCGGUGUUGGUGCCCUGGGACGCUGGUUCCCGUGUUCAGGGGGGCCCGGCUACGCCUUCCGGAGGCUGGCCCGGGCACCCACCUGCAGUAGGCUAGUUAGGAUUAGCUUCUUAUAUUCGACAAACUAUCAGUAACUACAAUUUGCUGUCGACCUUUUCUCCAUGUUGUAGCGGAACUUAACGAUUUUCGUCACUAGAGGAGUUAUAAUUCUUUAAUGUUUUGUUAGUGCCGUGGUAGUUAGCUCGCUUGACAGGUGUAAGUCCUAACAACACAAAAUAACCAGGUUGAAUAUGUUUAUACUUUACUCUUAAGUAAAUAAAGAACGCUGCCACCAUGUCUACUGCAGGCUAGUAGGCGGCGUUGCCAGUCCCAUGUUGCCGGGUCUGCUGGCCACGCGGGCGGGU
Molecule: messenger RNA, 3854 nt
Organism: Procambarus clarkii (red swamp crayfish)
Lineage: Eukaryota; Metazoa; Arthropoda; Malacostraca; Decapoda; Cambaridae
Source: RefSeq, a predicted model, not a curated record